CUCGGCGGCUGCGGCGCGAUGGACAGUCCAGAGGUGACCUUCACGCUGGCCUAUCUGGUCUUCGCCGUGUGCUUCGUGUUCACGCCCAACGAGUUCCACUCGGCCGGGCUCACGGUGCAGAACCUGCUGUCGGGCUGGCUGGGCAGCGAGGACGCCGCCUUCGUGCCCUACCACCUGCGCCGCACGGCCGCCACGCUGCUGUGCCACGCGCUGCUGCCGCUUGGCUACUAUGUGGGCAUGUGCUUUGCGGCCUCAGAGAAGCAGCUCUACUCCCCCAGCCAGGCCCCGGAGGCCUGGCAGCUCUUCCUUCUGCUGGCUGUGACCUUCCCCUCUGUGGCCUGCACCCUGAUCUACUACUGGUCCCGGGACAGGUGGGCCCGCCAUCCACUGGCUCGCACUCUGGCACUCUACGCCCUCCCACAGUCAGGCUGGCGGGCCGUCGCCACCUCCAUCAACACCGAGUUCCGGCGGAUUGAUAAGUUUGCCACUGGGGCACCGGGUGCCCGUGUGAUUGUGACAGACACGUGGGUGAUGAAGGUGACCACAUACCGUGUGCAUGUGGCCCAGCAGCAGGACGUGCAUCUGACUGUGACUGAGUCGCGGCAGCAUGAACUCUCGCCAGACUCGAACCUGCCGGUGCAGCUCCUCACCAUCCGCGUUGCCAGUGCCAGCCCCGCCGUGCAGGCCUUUGACAUCCGGCUGAACUCCACUGAGUACGGGGAGCUCUGUGAGAAGCUCCGAGCACCCAUCCGCAGUGCAGCCAACGUGGUCAUCCACCAGAGCCUGGGUGACCUGUUCCUGGAGACGUUCGCCUCCCUGGUGGAGGUUAACCCGGCCUACUCGGUGCCCAGCAGCCAGGAGCUGGAGGCGUGCAUUGGCUGCAUGCAGACACGUGCCAGCGUGAAGCUGGUGAAGACCUGCCAGGAGGCGGCUGCAGGCGAGUGCGAGCAGUGCUACUGCCGCCCCAUGUGGUGUCUCACCUGCAUGGGCAAGUGGUUCGCCAGCCGCCAGGACCCCCAGCGCCCUGACACCUGGCUGGCUAGCCGUGUACCCUGCCCCACCUGCCGCGCCCGCUUCUGCAUCCUGGAUGUGUGCACCGUGCGCUGAGCACCGUGUGGGUGGGGUGAGGCCUUGGGGGCCAGGCCCUGUGCCCCCACCCGCUGCCAGGGGGAGUGGCUAGGCCUCCCAGGCCUCAGUAAAGGGCUCUAUUCAAGGCACAAUCUGCAGCAACUCUCCUUUGCCCUGAGUCUGCAGUAGGAUGAGGACUUUAAAGAAGUGCUCAUAGAAAUGCUACCCCCGGGCCAAGCCUGUGGCGCACUCGGGAGAGUGCAGCGCUGGGAGUGCAGCAGCGCUCCCACCGCGGGUUCGGAUCCUAUAUAGGGAUGACCAGUGUGCUCACAGCGCUCAGCGUGUGUGAGCAUGGUGCGGCUAGUCUCAAAAAAGACAAAAAAACCCCACAAAAAAACAAAGAAAUGCUCCAACCCCCAUAAUGGCCGUAGGAUGGGUCCUCAGCACCUUUUCUUUGGGAGGCCUCCAAGUAGGGGCACCUUCCUCCAGGUAGAGGCAGGUACUCCACACAGAGAACGUGGCAUUGGGUCCCUCCCUAGAGCAUUCCAAGGCCCUAGAACCGUCCUCUGGGAGACCCCAGGGUCUACCCCAGAUGGCCUUCACCUGGACCACUUGCCUUAAUUUUACAGAGCACACCUGCUCCUCAGAUCUAGAUUCAUCCAAGACUGGCCGUGGUCCGUUCUUUGGCCCCUGUCUUGGAGCUGGCCAUUGGCCCUGUGUUGUUGGGGUCCCCCUCCCCAGCCACAGAGGCUACUUGGAGGACCCUGGGCUGAGCUCGUGGGUGGAGGGGGAGAACAGGACACCACUCUGGUGUGACAGUAGCCCCAGGUGUGGUCACUGCAGCAGCAAGGGGCCACACCUGGGGAUGGCACCAGGAGGGUGGACCAGAGCUGCCCCUCCUCACUUCUGGGGGCCACUCACCCACUGAAGGGACACUCGCUCAGUCCUUGUUGCCUUCUGCUGCUCCCACAAGUCCAGGGAAGGCCAAGGACUCAGACUCCUGCUCCUGGGGGCGUUGAGCUGAGGACCACAGCACUACAGCAACAUCCAGAAAACAAGUCUACCAGGGGUGCAGCACAGGGCCAGCCACUGUCCCCAGGGUCUGCCUGGUUCAGAAGAGGAUGUCCCCACUGGUCAAGGCUCUGAUGGGUAUCUCCCCCAAUUCCUGACGGUGGAGGUGGGAGGGGAGGACGAUGGCCAGGCCCCAAGGUGCAGCUCUGACACAGGUGUGACCCCCAAAUCUGUAAACCUGGCUGUUGCAAGCAGCGGUGAUGGAUCCAGCCAGUCUGACUCACCCAAGGCUGUACCUAAGCCCAGGAAUUUGGAAGCAGAGAAAGCUCCGUGUGGUGGGGCCCCCUGGGGCACUCCGUGGAUGAAGGCAGAUUGACAGUGGCCAGGAGCCAGACCAUUCCAAGGUCCAGAAUUUCAAGGGCUGCCGAGGAGGCAUGGGUGGUUUGGGGUUAUUUUUACUAUGAAAGAAAGUUACUUAGUUUUAUAAAGACAAAUCUAUUGAGGCUAAACGAUAACAGUAUUUAAUAAAACGUAAGUCCGAAAUGA
This is a messenger RNA of Galeopterus variegatus (Sunda flying lemur), 2625 nucleotides long. It is a transcript of the gene TMEM129, whose product is annotated as transmembrane protein 129. Gene Ontology annotation, cellular component: membrane; endoplasmic reticulum. The transcript is spliced from 4 exons. The record is from RefSeq and is a predicted model, not a curated record. Gene Ontology annotation, molecular function: ubiquitin protein ligase activity. Bases 19 to 1107 code for a protein of 362 amino acids. Gene Ontology annotation, biological process: protein ubiquitination. NCBI's taxonomy places the organism in Eukaryota, Metazoa, Chordata, Mammalia, Dermoptera, Cynocephalidae.